AUGAGUCAAGACGAAGGUCUCCUAUCCAAACUCAACGAACUCGCGUCCCAGUACGACGAGCUAUCAACACAGCUCGAAUCCCCCGAGGUCCUCGCUGACCACAACCAGGUCCGCACCCUCUCCAUCAAACGCGCCGCCCUCGCCCCCGUUGUCGAGGGGUUCCAGCACUACCAGUCCCUGCUCACCGAAGCCGACGAACUCCGCGAAGCACUCACAAGCGACGAUCCUGAACUUGCCGAGUUCGCCAAAGCCGAACUCCCGUCCAUCGAAUCCGCCGCGACCCAGAAGCUCGAAGAGAUCAAAUCCACCCUCGUGACCACCGACGACCUCGCCGUCGGAUCAGUCAUCCUCGAAAUCCGCGCCGGAACCGGAGGCGACGAAGCCGGACUCUGGGCGCGCGACCUCCUCGAGGUCUACACCCGCUUCGCAUCAUCACGAGGAUGGAGCGUCGAGGAGAUGUCCCUCGACGCCGACUCGUCAGUGGGGGGGAUCCGCCACGCCGUCCUCAACUUCAAAGGAGAAGGCGUCUGGCAAUGCCUCUCGUUCGAGUCGGGAGUCCACUCCGUCAAACGCGUCCCCGCCACCGAAACCCAAGGCCGCGUCCACACCUCCACCUGCACCGUCGCCGUCCUCCCAGAACCCGAAGAAGUCGAGGUCAACAUCGACUGGUCCAACGACGUAGACGAGCACAUCACCACCGCCCAAGGCCCAGGAGGCCAGAACGUCAACAAAGUCGCGACCGCCGUCCAACUCCUCCACAAACCCACCGGCGUCGAAGUCCGCAUGCAGGAAUCCAAAUCCCAAGCCCAAAACCGCGACAAAGCACGCCGCCUCCUCAUCGCCCGCGUCCACGAGAUCGAGCAAGCCAAAGCCCACGCCGAGCGCGACGAAUCACGCCGCGCCCAGAUCGGCACCGCGCAGCGCUCCGAAAAAAUCCGCGUCUACCGCUACCAGGACAACAUCGUCGCCGAUCAGCGCUUAACCGAAAAGUUCAACAAAUCAUCCAUCAUCGACAGCGCCGACCUCACCCCGCUCUUCGACGCCCUCAUCGAGCAACAAACCGCUGAGCGCCUCGCAGCAUUGUGA
Symbiodinium sp. CCMP2592 is the source of this 1086-nucleotide messenger RNA. The record is from the annotation of a GenBank genome assembly. Lineage: Eukaryota; Dinophyceae; Suessiales; Symbiodiniaceae.